UCCUUCUUACCGCCCGGACUAUUCAGUCACUCGCGCCAUACAACAAACUGCGUCUGUCGAACUUCACUUAAUAAAGACCUACUGACGCCCAACUUGCAUGAAGUCAGUGACGUGGACGUUGUUUUCUAUGGAGUUCCCACUUGUGUUUUAGCCGCAGUUACCUGUCAGGUAAUAGGUAGGCACGUUGCAAUAGAUGACGCACACAUCCUCCAUGGACAAAAGCUUUCAAUGAAACGAAACUGGUCUCCCAACACGGACAUAUUUGGGUUUUGCAUUUUGUGAACCAGAUCUUUAGGCACUAUGGGGAACUGUCAGUGCCGAAAAGAUGGAAAACACAACAAUAUCAGUAUGGAUGAUAUCACUGUUUAUCCGAAACAAGAGAAGACCAUAUAUCGGGCUAUGUACGACUAUAAAGGAACACAUGAAGACGAUUUGCCCUUCAAACUGGGAGACCGCUUUCGGGUGGAUGAAACAAGUCAGGACAGCGACUGGUGGAUGGCCACCAACAUCGUCACGGGAAAGAAGGGGUACAUCCCCUUGAACUAUGUGUGCAAGGACGAUGAUUCGCCGCAAGCACAAGAUUGGUGGUUUGAUUUUAAUCGUAACGAUUCGAAUGACAUGCUUCUUCAUGCUGGCAACAAACCCGGAACAUUCCUUAUCCGAGAGUCCACAGACAAAUCGACCCACGUGUUGUCUAUACGAGACGCAGACCAACACAAGAAGCCAUGUGUCAAGCAUUACCGAAUCAAGAAAUUAGACAGUGGAGGAUUCUUUCUCAACCCGAAGACACCAUUCUCAAGCAUGAUAGAUCUUGUAAACCACCAUAAACAACAUCCAGAUGGGAUAAGCAGGAAGCUGGCAGGGGCGUGUCCGAAGCUUCCACCACCAGUUCACUUCCGGGAACUACAGGUGGAUCGGAGCGCAGUACAGACACAACAAAAGCUUGGGCAAGGAUGUUUCGGUGAGGUGUGGAAAGGCAAACUGUGGAAUAUUCUAGACGUUGCCGUGAAGUCGCUGAAGCCGGGCACGAUGUCCCCGGAGGCGUUCCUGGAGGAGGCUAAGAUCAUGCACCAGCUGCGUCACAAGAAGCUGGUUCAGCUGAGGGCCGUGUGCAGCAGUGAGGAGCCCAUCCUCAUCAUCACGGAGCUGAUGGUUAACGGCUCCCUGCUGGACUACAUCAGGAAGGAUAAGGGAAGCAGCAUUAAAUUCCCCGAUUUAAUCAAUAUGGCAAGUCAGAUUGCGGAGGGCAUGGAGUAUUUGGAAAGCAAAAACUUUGUUCACCGAGAUUUAAGGACAGCAAACAUUCUGGUCGGAGAUCAGCAUAACGUCAAGGUAGCGGACUUCGGUCUGGCAAGAAUUCUUGAAGAUGGAGUGGACUAUACGGCUGAUGCAAGAUCAAGAUUUCCCAUUAAGUGGACUGCACCAGAAGCAGCUAAUUACAGGAAAUUCUCUGUCAAGUCGGACGUGUGGUCAUUUGGAGUCCUCCUGUAUGAACUCGUCACUUUCGGGCGUGUCCCGUACCCAGGUAUGUCAAAUCCUGAAGUUAUACGACAAAUUGGAGCGGGUUAUCGGAUGCCCAAACCCUCCGGAGCGAUGAGUUUCCCAGAUUCCUACUAUGACGUCAUGAUGCAUUGCUGGAAGAGGCAACCAGAAAGUCGGCCAACCUUUGCGUACCUACACAGUUUAUUCUCAGACUAUUUCGUGUCGACGGAGUCUGGCUAUAAAAGCACGGAUGAAUUUUGAAGUUGAAUACAAGAACGAACAUACAGAUUUUAUUGGAGCUUCAGUUUUAUCUGUAGAUUGUUUGUUUGUUUGUUUGUUGUUUUACGCCGCACUCAGCAACAUUCCAGCUAUAUGACGGCGGUCUGUAAAUAAUCGAGUCUGGACCAGACAAUCCAGUGAUUUACACCAUGAGC
Messenger RNA from Haliotis rufescens (red abalone), 1916 nucleotides. Its product is annotated as proto-oncogene tyrosine-protein kinase Src-like. The record is from RefSeq and is a predicted model, not a curated record. Gene Ontology annotation, cellular component: extrinsic component of cytoplasmic side of plasma membrane. Gene Ontology annotation, biological process: cell surface receptor protein tyrosine kinase signaling pathway; innate immune response; protein phosphorylation. Gene Ontology annotation, molecular function: ATP binding; signaling receptor binding; non-membrane spanning protein tyrosine kinase activity. The transcript has 11 exons. Bases 301 to 1743 code for a protein of 480 amino acids. Lineage: Eukaryota; Metazoa; Mollusca; Gastropoda; Lepetellida; Haliotidae.